Bursaphelenchus xylophilus (pine wood nematode) is the source of this 2500-nucleotide messenger RNA. The record is from the annotation of a GenBank genome assembly. Lineage: Eukaryota; Metazoa; Nematoda; Chromadorea; Rhabditida; Aphelenchoididae.
AUGGACGACGGCGUCGAUGUUUCGGCUCUUCUGGAUGAAGCCGUCAAUGGACCAAGUGAAAUAAAUGGAAAUACUCAAGAGAGUAAUGGGAAAUCGUUGGAAGAGAAAGUGUAAGUUGCAUUAAUUUGUUUUUAUCAGUGCUUUUAGACGAUCUCCUCGAAGUAGCGGGUCGAGCAAACGAGAACGAAGGUCCAGGUCUAGAUCUAAAGAUAGGAAAAAGUAAGGGCUCUACUUUUUUAAUUUUGUUACUGUUUUUAGUGUGAUUUUACUUGAAUAUGUUAAGUUGCAUUUUACAAUAUAUAAUUUCUUAUUCUUGACUAAAAAUUGAUUUCAGGGAGAACCGAGAUCGUGAUAGAGAGCGUGACCGAGAUAGAGAUCGUGAUCGCAAGCGUAGAACUCGCAGUAGAUCUCCAAGACGUCGAUCUCGGUAAGUUUCAUUAGCUUUUGACGUUGGAAGUUGAAACUUGGGUAUUUUGCUUUGAUUUUGGCUUGGUUGACAGGGUUCGAUGUGUCUGAGAUAAUGUUCAAGGGGUCGUUCGACUAUUUUUCAGUAUCGAUGAUCUUGAAACACCGAAAGAUACCUGAAUUUAUAUAUUAAACUUGGUCCUCAAUGACACAUUGAAAAGACCUGUCAACCAAGCUAACUUGCAAAAUUCUUUUUGUAAAUUCGUUAUAAAAAUUCUCAUAUCUCCAGAUUAACUCAUACACUGGCUGUAACUGUGUUUUGACCGGACUUGAGAGCUAAAUAGAGAGGCCGGUAAGAGCAUCAAAAUUUGGACCAAAGUCAGCCUGUCUAAUUCUAGGUUUCGGCGCGAAAUGGAUGUGUGGCACAAUCCUCCGUCCUUCCAAAUACCCCUCUUUGUCUCUUUUUCCCAAUCGGGAGAUGUCUGAUCUAUUUUUUCAGAUUUCCACACCGAGAUUUGCAAGGCCAACGAAUAUUGAGUUGCAUUGUAAUAUUUUAUCUAACUUUUUUCGAUUGCAGGCAUUCGCAGGUGUUGAGGAAGACGGAAUUGGGCUUUAUUUAGAACUGUAAAAUAUGUUUCGCAAUUUUUGAAAUUUGUUUUUUAGUUUUUGUUAUCCAAAAAUAUCAAAUCAUAUCUAAAAUAAGGUCCAAUUCUAAGCUUCCCGCCUUCUUCCAAAAACUAUUGGGACAUCACUCAAAACACAUUGGAUUCCAACAAUCUUCGGCUUUGUUUUCCCAUCAUAUUCGUUUAUUUUCAGCUCAAGAGACAGGGACAGAAGAAGGUCCCCGAGAAGAGAUCGUGAUCGUUCCAGAGACAGAGAUCGUCGACGCCGUAGCCCUCGACGCCGCAGCAGAAGUCCGGCCAAACCUGUAGGAGGUCGACUGCCAGGCCCUGAACGUCGAGAUGUGUAAGUUUUAUUUUUGUUUUUUCUUGCUUUUUAGGUCAGUCAUGGAUCAUAAAAAAUUAUCCGAAAGAAAUAAAAGUUUUACCAAAAUUUUUACAGAAUGCCCUUCUCAGCUCGCCGAUCACCUCCACCCGGUGCGAAUAUUGAUAUGACGCCUGAGGAGAGAGACGAACGCACUGUAUUCAUCCUUCAAUUGGCCAGAGACACUCGACCCCGAGAUCUAGAAGAGUUCUUCUCGAAGAUUGGUCAUGUUAGAGAUGUUCGAAUUAUCACGGAUACUAGGACCAGAAGAUCGAAAGGAAUAGCUUAUGUCGAAUUUUGGGAAAGAGAUGCAGUUACUUUGGCAAUGGGAUUAAAUGGCCAAAGAUUGCUUGGGGCUCCUAUUCAAAUCCAGCCAACUUGUGCGGAAAGAAAUCGCCUGGCUAACAAUACAGUAGGAUCGGCCAUAGGAUUUGGCCCAACAAAUUCGUUUGGACCACUGAAAAUUGCAGUCUCGAAUCUGCAUCCAAGUAUCAGCGAUGACAUGUUGAGGGCUAUUUUCGAACCAUUCGGACGUCUGGAGACCUGCAAAGUGGAUGUAACGAAGCCUGGAUGUGGUAUUGUGAGCUUCCGCAACGCGGACGAGGGAAAGAAAGCCAUGGAACAACUGAAUGGCUUCGAAUUGGCCGGAAGAAAUAUUAAGGUUGUGAAUGUGGAAGAAGAAACCCAAUCCAAGAUUGCGUCGGGACCACAAGGCGGCCUCAAAAGCAUGACGUUGACGGCGGAACAGCAGGCCGAACUAGCGAAUGUCCCCCCAUUCGCAACGGAAUGUUUUAUGUUAUCGAAUAUGUUUGAUCCGAGGACGGAAACGGAGGAGAAUUGGGACGAAGAUAUCCGAGAUGACGUGGUAGAGGAGUGUAAUAAUCAUGGAGGAGUGGUUCACGUGUAUGUGGACAGAACGUCGGACGCUGGAAAUGUGUAUGCGAAGUGUGCGAAUGUUUUGGCCUCGUAUAAGUCGGUCCAAGCACUUCAUGGAAGAAUCUUUGCUGGAAAGGUGAUCACCGCGAACUACAUUCCCCUUCAAAGCUACCACGACCUCUUCCCCGACUCCCGCUACUCAGUAGCGCCCCUGUUCUCACGACCAAGACAGUAA